Molecule: messenger RNA, 975 nt
Organism: Neodiprion fabricii
Lineage: Eukaryota; Metazoa; Arthropoda; Insecta; Hymenoptera; Diprionidae
Product: ATP-dependent DNA helicase pfh1-like
Exons: 3
Coding region: 1-975 (324 amino acids)
Biological process (GO): DNA repair; telomere maintenance
Molecular function (GO): DNA helicase activity
Source: RefSeq, a predicted model, not a curated record
AUGGAUGACAAAAGUACUGAUAGAAAGCGAGAAAAAUGCUUUUACAUCGAUGGAUCAGGAGGAACAGGAAAAACAUUUUUAUACAACGCAUUGUACUACAUGUUGAAAUCUGAAAAAAAAAAUGUUGCAUGUGUUGCUUGGACAGGUAUAGCAGCCAUCUUACUACCAUAUGGCACAACCGCGCACAAAACAUUUGGAUUACCAUUGACACUGCAAGAGGAAGGAACAAUUUUCACAAAUGCAACGAUGAAGAAAAAAAUACAAAGUAUAGAUGUAUUUAUAUGGGACGAAUGUUCGAUGAUACCGAAAAUUGCUUUAGAAUUGAUCGACAGAACGUUAAAAGAUAUAAUGGAAGACGCAUUACCGUUUGGUGGGAAGACUAUAAUACUAGGUGGAGACUUCAGACAAGUUUUACCCAUUGUGAAACGAGGAGGUAAACAACAAAUAAUAGAGGAAACAAUUAAAUACUCUACACUUUGGAGUAUAUUUGAAAAAUUGAGCUUGAAAAAAAAUAUGCGAGCAAAGGAGGAUGCAGCAAAGUUUUCAGAGUGGUUACUUAAUAUAGGAAUUGAUACUGCAGAUGCAGCACUUGACGAAGAAGCUAUUCUGCGAUAUCCGAUGGAGUAUUUAAAUGGAUUAACGCCAUCAAGUUUACCACCACACAAUCUACAGCUGAAAGUCGGAGCAAUUGUAAUGUCAUUGCGAAAUUUAUCAAUAUCAGAUGGUUUAUGCAAUGGAACACGGUUAGUUGUAAGAGAAAUUCACUCUAGAAUUUUGAUUGGUGAACUUCUAAUCGGAGAGCGAAAAGGGCAAAUAGUAGAAAUACCAAGAAUGAAAUUAGAUACGCGGGGAGACACAGAUAUGCCAUUUAUCCUCCAUAGGCGACAGUUUCCAGUCAGGGCAACGCUCGGGGCGAUUGUUAGGUACAACGCAGAAGAUCAAGUUGACCGAAACCCGAUUCCAACUAAGCAUUAG